AAACAUAAUACAGUGCAAAACAAAACCAAACCAACCACCCACAGAUAACAGUACAUACAAGCAAGCGUCGUCAGGCAGGCCGGGUCAAUAUCAAUUGGGCAGGUAGGUACAGGGGGAGUAAGCGGAGAAUGGUCGGGGGUCACAGGCCAGGUUCAGCAGGUAGCAAGCAGCGUAGUACAGAGGGUCAGGCAGAGGGAUGGUCAGGGUCACAAGCCAGGGAUCAGAACAGGUAGCAAGCAGCGUAGUACAGAGGGUCAGGCAGAGGGAUGGAAAAGGAACAGAAACAGGAUGCAGGACAGAUACAGGGCCCAGGACAAAACACAACACCAAGGCAGAGUCUGCAAGUCUGGCC
This is a messenger RNA of Staurois parvus, 352 nucleotides long. The record is from the annotation of a GenBank genome assembly. NCBI's taxonomy places the organism in Eukaryota, Metazoa, Chordata, Amphibia, Anura, Ranidae.